Messenger RNA from Cynara cardunculus var. scolymus (artichoke), 525 nucleotides. RefSeq lists its product as uncharacterized. The record is from RefSeq and is a predicted model, not a curated record. Bases 1 to 525 code for a protein of 174 amino acids. The transcript is spliced from 2 exons. NCBI's taxonomy places the organism in Eukaryota, Viridiplantae, Streptophyta, Magnoliopsida, Asterales, Asteraceae.
AUGGGUAUCACUUUGUGUUAUCGUGGUGCAAAUGAACUUUUGGCUAGUCUCACGAUUGCACCAACUCUUGUAUCUCGAAUCAAAGAAGCUCAACAAGAGGAUGGAGAACUAUGGGCUAUCUUACAAAAGGCUAAAGAUGAUUUACAGUCUAAUUUUCGAGUUAAUGAUAAAGGUAUUAUCUGGUUCUCUAAUCGACUUUGUGUACCCGACAAUCCUGAACUCAAAAAAGCAGUUAUGAGUGAAUCUUAUAAUUCGUUAUUCUCAAUUCAUCCCGGAUCCACUAAGAUGUACCGAGAUCUAAAACAAUACUUUUGGUGGAACGGACUACCGAAAAAUCAAAGACGACCUGAUGCUAUAUGGGUAGUAGUUGACCGUUUGACAAAAUCAGCUCAUUUCCUACCUAUACAGGAGACGUACCCUGUUAGUAAACUGUCCGAUCUAUUCCAGCGGGAAAUCGUGAGGUUACAUGGCACGCCAGUUUCUAUCACAUCGGACCGAGAUCCGCGAUUCACUUCUCGAUUCUAA